AUGGACAUUCCCACUGAUACUGUCAAAGAACGUACGAGGCAUACCAGAGCUUAUAAGAUUCCGGAUAUUGAUGUUUCGGGGUUGAUAUGUUUGAGUUCUCGGUUGAAAGGGGAGGUUCUCCGUGACUUCAAUCAUGAUUAUGGCAAUUUGCUCUCCAUCCUCAAUACAUCUUUCGAUCCAAUGGCUUUGAUCACCCUGUUUCAGUUCUAUGAUCCACAGUUGAGGUGUUUUACAUUUCAGGACUAUCAAUUGGUGCCAACACUCGAGGAGUUUUCUUACAUACUCAACAUCCGAAUCACUGAUGAUGUACCUUUCUUUCGAGUUCCCGAGGUUGUGAGAUUUGAAAAAAUAGCUGAAGCUCUUCACAUGGGUAUAAAGGAGGUGGAAAGAAAUUGGAAAUCAUCGGGCGGUGUUUCUGGUUUCUAUCUUUGCUUUUUGAUCAGUAGGGCUGAGGAUGCGGCUAAGAAGGAGCAGUGGGUUGAUUUUAGUCGUUUGCUUGCUAUCAUGAUUUAUGGUAUUGUCUUAUUCCCCUCAAGAGAGAACUUUGUGAGUUUGGCGGCGACUUGUGUCUUUAUGAACAAAAACCCUGUGCCAACGUUGGUUGCAGAUGCUUAUUUUUCGAUCCAUUCGAGAAGUAAGAAGGGAGGAUAUGUUGUUGGUUCUUGUCUUCCAUUGUUGUAUCAGUGGUUCAUGUUAGAACAAGAUUUGUUCUGA
Molecule: messenger RNA, 714 nt
Organism: Vicia villosa (hairy vetch)
Lineage: Eukaryota; Viridiplantae; Streptophyta; Magnoliopsida; Fabales; Fabaceae
Exons: 1
Coding region: 1-714 (237 amino acids)
Source: RefSeq, a predicted model, not a curated record